Lymnaea stagnalis (great pond snail) is the source of this 11781-nucleotide messenger RNA. NCBI's taxonomy places the organism in Eukaryota, Metazoa, Mollusca, Gastropoda, Lymnaeidae. The record is from the annotation of a GenBank genome assembly.
GAUAGUUCUGUCCCUUAGUUGACCUAACAGCAGGUAGAAGAGGCGGUGGCACGACGCACUCAGCUUUUACGACGCUAUUUUGCAUUUGCUCCUGAUCGGACUCUGAUCUGUUAUUCUUUCAAUAGCAAGCAAAAUGACUGAAAAAAGAAACUGUAUAAUUGCUGUGGAUGGUAGUGAACAUUCUGACUAUGCUCUUGAUUGUAAGUUGAUUGUAAAUUUAAAAAAAAUAUGAGCUCAACAAAUUGAAAAAGCUACAUUAUGAACUAUUUACUAUUUACAUACUGACAUACUAUCGUAUCGUAUACAAUUUUCAAUUAUUACAAACAAUAUUUAGAUAAUAAUGAUAAUAAUAUAGAAACAGUCAUAGUUUGACUUAUCAUUGGUACAAAACAGUCACUGAACAGUGACAAAACUCAACAGUGGACAAUAGACUGUUCUACACUUACAGUUACAGUUCCAGCUGUACAGACUAGUUAAAAUAAAUAAAGUGAUACUAAAACUAAACUAACCUUAAACUGACUAGUCUAGUCAUUCUAGUAAUUAGUGCCUACUAAAAAUUUUCUUGUCAAUAGUAAUAGGCCUAAUGUUUACAAAAUUCAAAUAAAUAAAAUUAAAAAGAAAUGCUCUGACUCUGAAUAAUUAGAGUGUAGGGUCAGGGUUGGGGAAAGGCGAACAAUGAAAAAGGGUUGGGGGGGGGGGGGGAUGUGAAACUAUAACUAAAAGGAAAAUCUCUUCUGUAAUACUCCUAGUGUUGGGGGAGGGGUGGGGAAAGGCGAACAAUGAAAAAGGGUUGGGGGGGGGGGAUAUGAAACUAUAACUAUAAGGAUAAUCUCUUCUGUCAUACUCCUAGUGUCCUAGGCCUAGACCUUGGCAAUGAGUCAUGGUACAUAAUUAUUUAUUGUUGCUAAUUUGAUGGCGUUAUAGAGUAUAAUAGAGCAGACCACUUUUAAUUAAGCCAUUGACAAGUUUUGAGCUAGUGAUUAAUUGGCCUAGGCUGGCCUAUGUUAGUAAUUAUAACAAAUUAUAUGAUAUAUGGGUCUAUCACAGCAAUUAACUAGUAAGGUUACAAUAAAAUAUAUUUGUAAUUCUUAGUCUUAGGUUAUUAAGUAAGAUAACAUAGGCCUGCCUAAGGCUAAAGCUAUAAUAAAUUAAUCAGAUUAGGCAAUUAGGUCUAAUCUGAUUUGACUACAAAUAGAAGAGAAUAUUAUUAGGGCAUAGUUGACCUGUAUUUUUGCAGUGAACUCAGCUAAGGCAGGGCUAAUUAACAACAUUGCAAUAGCUUAUACAAUAUUUAUUUUGUAACUCAUACUCAAGAUUACUUAAGCCUUAUACUUGUAAAUAAAUAACUAAUGAAAAAAUCUAAAGAUGGUGUCUUCGGAUGACAACAAGUCCUAAAUAAUCAAUUAUAUUUUGUUGAAUUCCUUUUUUAAAAUUCAUUCAAUUUGACGGCCUUGGGGUUUGCCAAAAAGCUUUGAGAUAACUGAUGAUCCAGAUAAACGAAAACCACUAUGGUGGCAAUAUAUUAACAUGAGUUGAAAUAAUUUUUAAAUAUUACAGCUACUAAGAGCAAAUUUCAAAUUUAAAAAAAUUAAACCAGAAUCAACUUUUUAACUUAAGUACUUUUUGAGCUACGAAUUUUUAAAGUGCGAGUUUGUUUGGUAUUUUCUACUAUGGACGAAGCCUCCACAUUUUGUGACUCAUUCUGCUGAUUGUGUCUUGCGCAAUGACUAUAUAGUUUAUAUAAGGCAAAGCAUCCCCUUAUCACUAAAAUAAUAUUUUGUUAUAUUUUGAACGUUCAACUUUGGCCCAUGACUAUUUAAUUAAAGCUUUCCCUGACCAAUGGCUUAAUAGCUUUUGUACAUGUUUUCAUAUAAUCUCACACUUAUUGAAACUUAGGCCUAUUAAAAACACCUUGACCUUGAAUUAUAUGAUAGCAAAAAAUAUAUUUUUAGAAUUCUUUAUUUUGAGAUAACUUCAUGAAGUAUGAAUCACUUUGUUAUUAUUACAAUGCAAUUUACAUACAUUGUCAAUAUAUUUCAGCAUAUAUUGCCUUGGGUGGUUUACUUAUUUUUUCAAAUCUAGUUCAGUCAAAAUGGGACUGGAUAAUUAUUUUUCAUCUUGUGAUAUAUGCCAACGAUAAAACAAAGUUAUUAGACUAUAUAUCUAGGAAGAAAAAAACAACCUUAGACAUCUUUUAAUGGUUUGGUUUUGUCUAGUCUUGCAUUAUAAACAAGUGAUUGUAUAAGGCAAAAAAAAAUUAAUUUUUUUAUUUAAUACAAAAAUUUAAAUUGUACAAAAUCUGCAGUUCCCAUCACUUUGAUGAGUGCGACAAUACCAGUAAACUCCCAGUUGCUAACAAGUGUUAUUGACAUUUCCACAAGGUGAAAUAGAUGAUUUGGUAUCAAUGUUUUGUGCUUUCACCUACAAGUCUAUUUCUUCAAUAAUUCAGUGUACUAGCAAGUAUUGAACGUUACCAUGCUGAAGCAUCUUAUAGCAAUUUAAUGAAAACUUAAUAUUGCCAUGGGUUGAUAUCUUGCCUUGUUAAAAAAAAUUAAUAAAAAGGACUUUAUCAACGUGAAAAUUGAAAUAUAAAUAUAUAAUUAAGCAUUAACAUUUAACCAUCUUAAUUCUGUCAAUCUGGUUCAAAUUUACACAAAGAGCAUACACACAUAAUAAGCCUUAGAACAUUGCAUCACAGCUUGGUCUCAUGUAGUUUUGAUUGAAAGUAACAUCAGGUCUCCCAAAUUGUCAUUGAAAUUGAAGCUGUGUUAUCCACUUCAUUGAAACAUAAUUAUGGAAACCAAGAGCAAACUAUUGAAUUCUGAGAAUAUUUAAAUACAGACAGAAGAUACACACAAUAAACAAUAUAAAGUAGAAUUCAUGGACAAUGACCAGCAAUUAUUAUUUAGUACUUAUGUAAUAGAGUUUUAAAAAUAAUUAAAUAAAAAAAUAAGCAUGUUCCAACAGUAUUACCAAUGAAAUGUAUAUUUGUUUCUUUCUUAAGUUGACUAAUUUUUAAAAAACAAAUUGUUUGUAGAAUAUUUUAUGGCUUAGAAUAUUGAGGCUAUUUUAAAACCGUGUUGGGUAUUUAUGUCCGAUUAUCUGCUGAUAACACUGUAAAUCUUCGAGAAGAUAACAGGUUUUAUCUUAAGCGGCAGUAAACCAGUUUAAACAAGGCUAGUGGGAAUUUUAAAAAGUUAUAAGACCCUUGAAUGAUUUUACAAGUUUUUUUAUGAUACUCAUGAAGAACACAUAGCAUGAAAGGGCCCUAAGUUGUUCUCAAGUUUUUUUUGGCCAGGUGUCAGUUAAAGUUGUCAUCAAGAAAUUUUGGCUUCAUCCUGUAUAUAAUUUUUAGAAAACAUUAAUCAUGUGAUUUUUUUUAGUCUAACAAGCCCCACACAAUUAAGAUUUGGCAUGGUUCUGUCCUGAUAAAACCAAUGUUAUAUUUUUGUUGUUUAUGAAAAUUAAAAGGAAAUAAUACAUGAUUAAUUAUUCAUUUAGAAUUAUUGUUUAAAUCCAUGUAAAAAAUUCUAAUUCUAGUGAACUACCACAUGAUCAGUUGCAAGUAAUGAUUAACUUAGGCAAUAUUUUUAAAUUAAGGAAUACAUUUUAGUAUAAGGUUAACAAUUGAGAUAAAAUGGCAUUUCUGAGAUACCGUAUUUUCCGUCGUAUAAGAUGACCCCCAACUUUUCCUUUUAAAAUCUAGGGUUUGGGCUGUACACCAGCUCAUAAGACGACCACCGGCGUAUAAGAAGACCCCCGACUUUUGAAAAGAUUUUCAUUGGUUAAAAAGUCGUCUUAUACGCCGGAAAAUACGGUACUCUAGGUUAACAUUAAUAUAACUUAAUUAUCCUGCUAAGGAGCUGGCUACUGAACAGGUGUGACAAAUGUUACAUUUGGAGUAUAGUCAGAUGCACAAAUUACCUUCUCCUGAAAACAAUAGAUCCAUUCCUAAAGGGUGUUUAAAUAUUACAAGGUGGUGGGUGGGUGUUGGUAAAAUUGCUUUAGAAAGGAGAAAAUUAAGGUUGUCCAGGAGAAAUUAUUCAGCAUUUUUUUUUUUUUUUGGAUACAUUACCAGCCUUUUGAGAUGGCAGGGUUGGGUGCUGAGCCAUUUGUGGCAUCCUAGUCAAAACUCACUCAAGGGUCACAACUCAUGGAUAGGUCACGACUCAUUGAUAGACCAGAAUUCACUUGUGACACAUCAGUGAAUUGUAACACAUCAGUGCACCCAUGACACAAUUCACUGAUGACUGAUGUUCUUGGUAUAGCACAGUGGAACUGACAACUUUCUAUUCCAUUUAGAUUUGUCGUCCAUGUGUCCCCAGUGUAAAUAUGUAUAAAUGAUAUAGUCUACUUAAUGUUGUUGUUUCCAGCAAGUAGAUAUUUCAUUGUUAUUAUUACAAUAAAGUUGACAUUACAUUGUCAAUAUACUAGUGCAUACAUUACUGUGGGUGGUUUAUUCAUUUAGUCAAAUAUGAAUUUAACACCAUGUGACUGUUUUGAUUGUUUUUCCAUCUUGUGAUAAGUUUUCCCAGGCCUAACACAAAUUUUAACAAAAUCACACAUUUGUAUCAAACUUAUCAACUGCUUUAACUUUUAUAUCUUGUAAACUGAUAAGCUUUCCCACAACCACAUUGUGACACUGAGAAUGUUUAGGUAAUAUUCAACACGUAAUCUAGUCUCAUUUAUAUCAUCAUGAGUAUUCAUUAUCCUGUAACAGAAGUGAGAGAAUUGGCACAGAAAAUAAGAUAGGAAAUAUCAAAAGUUAAAUGACCGAAGUAACAUGGAACAUCUACAAUCUUGUGACAAGAUACAAUAUGACACAGUGCACCCUAUGGCCACUACUAGAUACUAUGUAAUACAGUCCACCCUAUGGCCACUGUGUGACACAGAUUUUUGAACCUAAUCCAAAUCAAGUGUUACGGGGCAGUUUUGCUUACAAUGAAAUGUCCACAUUUUUGAAGUUGAAAGUUUUCAGGCAUAUUUAAACAAUUCUAACCUUAACACCAAUAAAACUGAUAUCUUGACUGCUUACAGCUAUUGCAUUCCCUCAGUCUCAUAUUAAUUGCUCACUAUAACUUAUCACCCCAUAACCUGACACCAUCCUCCCUAUCCCCUAACAACAUAUUCCCUAUAAAUUCUCAAUCCCUCUCUAUCACCUGCCUACCUUCUCCCUGUAACCUGCCUACCUUCUCCCUGUAACCUGCCUUCCCCCCCCCCCCAAAUCACCUGACACCAUCCUCCUUAUAACAUGCAUCCCCUUCCUCUCUAUCACCCACCUCUUCUCCCUCCAUAUCACUGACAUGGUUUCACUAUAACCUCACUCUCUAUCACCUAUCUCCUUUCCUCCCUGUAACCUGUCCACCCUCCUGCCCUAUCACCUGACACAACCCUCCCUAUAAUCUGCUCCCUCCCUUUCUAUUGCCUCCCUCCCUACAUGCAACCUGCUGCCUCCCUCCCCAUUACGACCAUUAACUUGAAAGGUAUAGGGUAGCCAUAAGGGGCUCCCCCAUAGAAAUUUGUUCUUAAAGUUCUAUGCAAGUCGGAGAGAUUGGGAACCACUGAUAUAGAGACAUUGGUUUAUUUAUAUUUUACAAAAAAUGAGAUUUUAUUUUGGUUACGUUUUCAGUACCGGUAGCUUGUAUUACAAUAGACUUUCUCUGUCACAAAAUAGUGGUUUCCAAGCUUAUUAGACCAAAGGACCACAUUCCAAAUUACAAUUGAGUUGUGGACCACCAUUGACCUAUAUCCAGUAAUAUAGUUACUGCUAUUUAACAAUGAAAAUGUAUGAAUAUAAAACUCGGACUACCUGAAACCAUUCCGUGGACCACGGCUUGGUUGGAAACAAUUUUGAUAAAAACAUGCAGGGAAAAGUAAUUUUCAAUUUUAUUUGUUAGUUAAAAAAAUUAAUAAACUGUAAGCAUUUGUAAAACAUUUAUUCUGUUUGUUAAUCUGACUUGAACUGUGUCUAAAAUCCUAUAAAACAGAGAGGGCACGUCUCGUUUUUUCUUCCCUCUAGGGUUCUGUAAGAACGUCCAUCGAGAGGGUGACCAUGUCAUCCUCGUCUACGUACCUGAGCUCAAUGACAUGCUGCACUCUACCAAGUGGAGUAACUGUAAGUUCUGUGCUCACAAGUUCACUUAUACGCCUAUACAUCAAAUUCUCAUUUGUUACCUUAAGUAGAGUAGCUUCUCACCAAUAUUGGCCCGAGUAUUCUCCCCAAAGUUUUAAAAUAUUCCCUGAAUUAAACUAAGUUCCUCACAAGUCAGGCCUGAACAACACACAGCCUGCCAGCACCCACUUUGUUGCCCACAAAGGAACGAAAUAUUCUUUAUUCUCAUUAUUUUCUUAAUAGCUUUCCCCCCGUCCUAUUUUAUUUUGGCCCGCACAAGUUUUUCAUAAAGUAUUAUGGCCUGCCUUACAUUUUGAGUUGUGCAGGUCUGUCAUAAGUAGGAAAAAAUAAAGCCUCCAGGGUAAUCACAAAAGAAAGCAAGACUUAAUUAAAAACACAACUUGAUGAAAUAAAGCAUCAAAAGAUCAGAGAAUGUUUACACAUCUGAAGUUCUUAUGUUGUUGGCAGUUUGGAUUGAAUGGCCAUUGCAUAAACAGUCGCUGAAAAAUAAUAAUCUGUGGUGGUCUCCCCACCCCUCUGUUAUCUUGUCUCAGCAAGAAACUGUGUUUAUUCAUAUAUUAUGUGUGUAUUGUUAUAUUACCAGAUAUUUUAUAUUUUUGCAUGUCGAAUCUUUAAUUUACGGAAACUGUGUUAAUUUUUUCCAACAGCUGUUUAUGUCUUUGAUCGUGAUGUGAUGGAGGCCAUGCUGAAAGAAGAACAAGAGCGUAUUAAAUCUGACCUGGAAAAGUUUGCAGAGAAGCUCAAACAUCAUGGGGUAAGUCAUUUGACCAUGCAAGUCAAGGUGUGUGAGUAAGAAUGACUUAAGUUAGUAACAUGUUAUGAUGAUAACAUGUUAUGAUGAUAACAUGAGAAGUCAUCGCAGUUCGCUAUCACCAACACUACAUUAUCAUUGUCUGUGAAAACUAAGUCAAGGCUGAGGAAGAAAAGCUUUUAUCUUGUAUUAUAUCUACACAUGCGCAGUUGGCAAUUGAAGGACAGUGUUUCUGCUGGUCUUUAAUUUUGUCAUCUAGCUUUGUUGUCUAAUCAGGGUAGACACACCUCCUCCAUAUCAACUUAAAAGUCUAUUAUGGUGAUGUAGAUAUAGAAUACUAUUCUACUAUUGGGUUACCAACUUAUUAAUGUAAAAUUUGCUGCUUAACAUUCUUAUCUCCAUAAUUUUUACAGAUAUACAUAACUUUUGUAUGAACAGGUUUUUAAUAUAAACUUGUUAAAGCUAUGAAGUGUCACAUAUCUAUAAGACUAGACCUUGUAUACAAUGGUAACAUCCCAAAUUCUAAGGAACUUGCUCUAUGAAGGAAAUUAUUUUUUGGGAAAAUAUUCUACAUAUUUUUAAUUUAAAUUUUCAAAUAACUUAACAACCUAAGCUUUUGUAAUUUUAAGAAUUGGUUUGGGCAAACUGGUGGGAUGCCAUGACUGCCUAUAUUUUCUACUCGAAUAUGUUCUAUUAUUUUCUUAAGAAUGCUAUCAAGUGACACAUUUUCCAGAAAUUUCUUUACUAGACGGUUCUGAUUUAAUCUCUGUCUCUCUCUCUCUGUCUCUCUCUCUGUCUCUCUCUCUGUCUGUCUCUCUCUCUGUCUCACGGGCUUAAAAAAGAGAGGGGGCUACAUUCAAAAUGCAGGGAUACAUUUUAGUGUAUAAUAAGAUGUCCAUUCGUUGUUGAAGGUCGGAUUCACGUCUUCAAGUUUUUAUUUUUUCAAUUUGGCGCACUCAUUUUUAUUUCAACUGUUACCUUCAUAUUAUUAAUAUCUUUAAUUAUUUUAUUAAGAGUAAAUAAUUCAAAUAACAAAACUAAUAAACUUUAAAAAUUUACAGUACGCUUUCUGAGCCAUAAAGGCUGCCAUUAUUUCGACACAGAAAGUGAUAUCCCUGCUGUUUAGGCUGCCAUUGAGGCUGCAAUUAUUUCAACACAGAGAGUAAUAUCCCUGCUGUUGAGGCGGCCAUCAUUGGGAUACAGAGAGGGAUAUCACUGAUGUUUACUGUGGAAGAGAGCUUAGAAAUACUGAGCUACCGUUUUUAGAAGUUACAUUCAAAUACUUCAUUCAAAUCAGACUUAAUGACUGGGCCAGAUUUUUUCAGAGAAUUCUAGGUAUAAUUCAAUAUAAUUUUUGAAGAUGGGCUUUGACAAAUCACUCCCAGUUCAGGUCGCAAAUAAUCAGUGUAUUAUUUUUACAUUUCCUGUAAUUAUUAUUUUUACAGGUUGACAAUUUUGCAUUGCAAUUAUUAAUUUUCAAGGUUUCUAAAGAAAAUCAUUUGAAAAUGUUAUAUUUUUUAAAAACAUUAAUCCUGUUCCUAGAAUGUCUUGCGGGCCACACAAAAAAAUUAAACUUCUUGGUGGGUUGCGGUUUGCAAACCCGGCUCUAAUAUAUGCCCAUCCAAAUACAAAGAAAAAAAAAUUAUAUUAAAUUUAUUUAAUAAUUUAUAAAAAUAAUUCUUGUAUAUUAAAGAUUACUUAUACAUGAGACAUGAACCCAAUUUUAAAACAUUAAUUUAUGGUAUGGCAUUAUCAUUAGUGUUAAAUUUUUGUUGCUUAUAAACACAUCACUUUAACUCAUGAAAGCAGAAAUAUCACAGACGUUAAAAUUUCAUGUUUUUUUUAAAGUUUUAACUUUAAAAGAUUUUUUUUUUUUACAAUAUUUCACUGUUUUUUUAUAGUCAUAAAGUUAUUACAAGCUUUUACAGACAAGUUAUAAACUUCGAAGUGGCUAUUCGGACCUGGAUCCGAGAAGCUAGAGGUUGGGAUUAAAAUUUAAAAAAAAAUUAUUAUUGUUAGGUUGUAAGACAAAAUUUUUUAUCAAAUGAAAGAUAAUUGAAUGUACUAUAUGUUUGUAAACUUAAUUCUUCAGUUUAACUAAAAUAAAAUACCACAAAUGACAUCCAAAUAGCAGUUAAACUUACAAAAAUUUACAAACAUAUAGUCCAUUCAGUUAUCUGUCAUUUGUUUCCAAAUUUUGUCUUACAAACCCUACAUAAUUUUUAAAUAUUUUUUAAAUAACCCAAACUCUAAUUUCUUGGACCCGGGUCUGAAUAGCCGCAGCCUAUAAAUUUACUGAUGGUUGGAAAGCCUCAGACUAUUUGACCAAUGCCAAAAAAUGUAAAUAACUAAUAAAACAUUUUGACUUAUUUAAUGACUGUUGGGUUUUUCUUGUUUGCAGCUGGGUGGUAAAGUGAAAAGUGUCAUGGCGUCCAGGCCAGGCGAAGGAAUUAUUAAAGCCGCAGAAGAGGAGAAAGCAUCUCUGAUUGUGGUGGGCAGUCGUGGCAUGGGCACCAUCCGCCGCACAUUUGUGGGCUCGGUGAGCGACUACCUUGUGCACCACUCACACGUGCCCGUGUUUGUCUGCAAGCAUCCACACAAACAUGUCACAUCAGAACUGGAGCAGAAGUCACAGUAAAGGGUUCGCCUCCCUCUGACCAGUCUUUAGUUAAUCUACAUGUCUUGGGUCACCUUUGUUAGCUACAACCAUUGGGAGAAAUUUUCCCAUCACCAAUUAUAACAUGUAAAAUUGUUUGCAGCAUGUGGACUUCUAUUAUGAUGUAAAACCUUAUUAUUUGACUGGGGCAACUGCAUUGGUGAAAUACAUUCUUGUGAGUUUUAUAAAAUAAAUAAAUUUUGUGUGCUCCAUAAUUGCUGAUUGCUAACUGCCUUGAACAAUCAUCGUUAAAUGUCUUCAAAUUAACAUAGAGCAUGACCAAGUUCAAGGCACGUCUUCAAGGUAGAAUGGAAACCACUCAUUAAAUAUUUCAAGGAGUCUGAGACAAAUAAUGUCAUCAUGAAAAAACUUAAGACUUAAAAAAAAAUUCCACUGCAUUUAUCUUUACUCUUUUCUAUCUUAUCAAUGUCUCUGUUUCCUAACAUCAGUCAUGUCAGUGUCAUCAUUUUCUAACAUAAUUAAAUUAGAUUAACAAAUUCAAGUGUAGAGUAAAACCAAGCUUUCUAGCUGGUCAUCUCCCUUGGCUUGUUUCCAGUUUUUUUUAGUCAUGUGACAUUUGGUACUGUCUAACUCUUGUGAUGAUUCCAAUCUUUAGCUAUUAACUUUUCCUCCAUCAAUCUUUUAAGAAUAUUUUUUUAAAGUAUGGCUGUAUGGCUGGCUACUGAAGCAGGCCAAAACUAUUGUUCAGCACAGCUGUAGAUUGCUAAAUGAUUUAUUAUAAUAAAAAAAAAAAAUUAACUUCUUGCUAAUGUUUAAGAAAACUAUUCAUAUUUAUCAAGAUUUUCUAUGACUUAUUAUGCAAUGUUAAAAUGAAGCAAAUAUGUGUUGAAUUCUGUUUGUACGCUUUCAAUGUUUUUCUCAUGAAUUAAAUGAGGGCAGGAUGGGUGUGUGAGUGAAGCAGGCAUCAACACAUUCACACAGUGAAACAGGUCCGAGUGAUGUUGAAUAAAAUAUCUCAGAUUUUAACUUAUAAAAGGUAGAAAUAUUUGGCAACGGCUUUGUGCUCGGUAUUAAAUCAAAUAUUUCUGGCACCAGGAUUAAAGUUUUAGCAGAUGUGCAUAUAACUUAAUGGUAAAAUCUGGAUACAGUGAGGUUAGGCUAUGAAGACCAUGGGAUAUAAUUAUAUAUAUAUUAGAAUGAGCUGGUGUAUAUGCAUUAUGCUGGGAUUCUUAAAAGCAGUGAGGGUGAUUUUCUAUUAUUUUUCAGAAAUCAGAUCAAUGUAGAUUUGAUAAAAUAUAACUGUUUUUAUGCAAGUAUAAGUAAUGUUAACAUGUAUUAGUAUUAUUAUUAGAACUAAAUUAAUAUAAUAAUUUUUAUCUGUAGUUCAGGGGCCUGAAAAAGGUUGGGUGGGCCUAUAUUAAAUAGAAGAUAAACAUUACUCAAAGCCCAAGGAUGUAUCAAAUGUUAUCAACUAUACAUAAAGAUAUAAAGGGAAAAGGAUGAAAUGAGUUGUCUCACUGAGACCAAAGUCACCUCACAGUAUUCAAUUGUUGUUAGAAUCUGUAGUUCACCAAUGGAGUCGAUGUGUUUUUUUUAAUGACGUCAGGAAUUUUUUAAACCUGCUAUUAUUGAUUUGGGAGGCUGAGGGAGGUUGGGGGCGGUGAUGGGGGGUGGGGCUGCAGGCCUGUUGUGUUACAAUUAAUAAACAUUAAUCACAAAUAAUUUGAUGGAGUCAUAUUGCAAACUGUUAAACGAUUUUAUCUAACAUCUGGCAUUUCAAUUUAUAUCUCUCUGCAUUGUCUACAUUAUUUCUGAACCCAACAUUUUUCUCCUUGUAGACCAACCAUGUAUUCUGAACCUAAAAUUUUCUUCAAUGCUUUCAAAUAUUCAAGUUUAAAUUUUCCAUUUCCAGCAUUCCAAUUUCUAUGGAUAAUUGGAUUGUUUUGAUAGUCAUUUAGAUAUUUUUCUAUUUCUUACUGGUGUUCAAUAGUGUUGUUUGCCAUCAUAUUUUUAAAAUAAAAAUUGAUUUUGAAUUGAAUAAAAUAACCGGAUGAAAAUAUUGUCAAAAUAUCCUUUUUUUUAUUAAAAAAAAAAUUAAAUAAAUAUUAAUUCAGUCAACUUUCAAGCCAACGAACAAUGGCUCACAAACAAUAGACAUUAAAAAAAAAAUAAAAAGAAACAAAAAUGGUUGACGUCUGCGGUGUGCAAUCAAUCAUCCACUUUUCAUGCAGUAGUAUCACUGCCACUUGACUUUUUGAGUCCCCCUUGUCUUAAUCCCCC